Messenger RNA from Hipposideros armiger (great roundleaf bat), 4066 nucleotides. RefSeq names its product SPG7 matrix AAA peptidase subunit, paraplegin (gene SPG7). Gene Ontology annotation, molecular function: ATP binding; ATP-dependent peptidase activity; metalloendopeptidase activity. The coding region runs from base 1 to 2373 and encodes 790 amino acids. NCBI's taxonomy places the organism in Eukaryota, Metazoa, Chordata, Mammalia, Chiroptera, Hipposideridae. The transcript is spliced from 17 exons. Gene Ontology annotation, biological process: mitochondrial protein processing. The record is from RefSeq and is a predicted model, not a curated record. Gene Ontology annotation, cellular component: membrane; m-AAA complex.
AUGGCGGCCAUGUGGCUGUUGUUGCGCGCCCUCCGGCAGGGCCAGAGCCCUGGUCUGGAGCGGCUGCAGAGCCCCUCGUGGGGCUGGGGCCCAGGCCUCUCCGCCGGGGCUGGAAGGAGGUGGCCAUACUCCGUCCAUAGGCCUCCGAUGGGUGUCGCCGGGGCUGGAGGCCAAGCCCUGCAGAGUUUGCAAUUGCGACUGCUAACCCCUACCUUUGAAGGGAUCCAUGGAUUAUUGUUGAAACAGCACCUAGUCCAGAAUCCAGUCAGACUCUGGAAGCUUUUAGGAGGCACUUACUAUUUUAACACCUCAAGGAAGAAGCAGAAGGCUAAGGACCAUGAUAAAUCCAAGGGGAGGACCCCUGAAGACGAUGAAGAGGAGAGGCGACGCAAGGAGAGGGAGGACCAGAUGUACCGCGAGCGGCUGCGCACCUUGUUCGUCAUCGCUGUUGUCAUGAGCCUGCUGAAUGCGCUCAGCACCAGCGGGGGCAACAUUUCCUGGAACGACUUUGUCAACGAGAUGCUGGCCAAGGGCGAGGUGCAGCGGGUCCAGGUGGUGCCCGAGAGCGACGUGGUGGAAGUGUACCUGCAUCCUGGAGCCGUGGUGUUCGGGCGGCCUAGGCUGGCCUUGAUGUACCGAAUGCAGGUGGCAAAUAUCGAUAAAUUUGAAGAGAAGCUUCGAGUGGCUGAAGAUGAGCUGAAUAUCGAAGGCAAGGACAGGAUCCCGGUUACCUAUAAGCGUACAGGAUUCUUUGGAAACGCCCUCUACGCCUUGGGGAUGACAGCAGUGGGCCUGGCCAUCCUGUGGUAUGUUUUCCGGCUGGCUGGAAUGACGGGAAGGGAAGGAGGAUUCAGUGCUUUUAAUCAGCUUAAAAUGGCUCGCUUCACGAUUGUGGAUGGCAAGAUGGGGAAGGGAGUCAGCUUCAAAGAUGUGGCAGGAAUGCAUGAAGCCAAACUGGAGGUCAAAGAGUUUGUGGACUAUCUGAAGAGCCCGGAGCGCUUCCUUCAGCUUGGUGCCAAAGUUCCGAAGGGCGCACUGUUGCUCGGGCCCCCCGGCUGUGGGAAGACACUGUUGGCCAAGGCCGUGGCGACGGAGGCCCAAGUGCCCUUCUUGGCGAUGGCUGGCCCGGAGUUCGUGGAGGUCAUUGGAGGCCUCGGUGCUGCCCGUGUGCGCAGCCUCUUCAAGGAAGCCCGGGCCCGGGCCCCCUGCAUCGUCUACAUCGACGAGAUCGACGCCGUGGGCAAGAAGCGCUCCACCGCCAUGUCCGGCUUCUCCAACACGGAGGAGGAGCAGACCCUCAACCAGCUUCUGGUGGAAAUGGACGGAAUGGGCACCACCGACCAUGUCAUCGUCCUGGCAUCCACCAACCGAGCUGACAUUUUGGACAAUGCUCUGCUGAGGCCAGGCCGACUGGACCGACAUGUUUUCAUCGACCUCCCCACACUCCAGGAAAGGCGAGAGAUUUUCGAGCAACACCUGAAGACCCUAAAGCUGACCCGGGCCAGCAAUUUUUACUCACAGCGUCUGGCGGAGCUCACCCCAGGGUUCAGCGGUGCCGACAUCGCAAACAUCUGUAACGAGGCUGCACUGCAUGCUGCACGGGAAGGGCAUACGUCCGUCCACACGUUUAACUUCGAAUACGCCGUAGAGCGUGUCAUUGCAGGGACAGCCAAAAAGAGCAAGAUCCUCUCAAAGGAAGAGCAGAAGGUGGUUGCAUUUCAUGAGUCAGGCCAUGCUUUGGUCGGCUGGCUGCUGGAGCACACCGAGGCUGUGAUGAAGGUCUCCAUCGCACCUCGGACCAACGCUGCACUGGGCUUUGCUCAGAUGCUCCCAAGAGACCAGCACCUCUUCACCAAAGAGCAGCUGUUUGAGCGGAUGUGCAUGGCCCUGGGUGGUCGCGUGUCGGAGAACAUCUCCUUCAACAAGGUUACUUCUGGGGCGCAGGAUGACCUGAGGAAGGUCACUCGCAUUGCCUACUCCAUGGUGAAGCAGUUUGGGAUGGUACCGAGCAUCGGGCCCAUCUCCUUCCCUGAGGCUCAGGAGGGCCUUGUGGGUAUCGGACGGCGCCCCUUCAGCCAGGGCCUCCAGCAGAUGAUGGACCAUGAAGCGCGACUGCUGGUGGCUAAGGCCUACAGGCACACCGAGAAGGUGCUGCAGGACAACCUGGACAAGCUGCAUGCGCUGGCGAAUGCCCUGCUGGAAAAGGAAGUGAUAAACUACGACGACAUCGAGGCCCUCAUUGGCCCACCGCCUCACGGGCCCAAGAAGAUGAUCGCGCCUCUGAGGUGGAUUGAUGCUGAGCGCGAGAAUCAAGACACUGGGGAGGAGGAGGCACCUCAGCAGGCCCCGCUUCGGGGGGAGGAGCCUUCUUAGCCCAAAUAGCUGGACCUCGUUAAUGGUGCCUGUGGGGACUCAGGAAGUGAACCCCUUACUUAGCUGUCCCUCAGAUUCCUUUUUGCCUGAGACUUGUACCUCCUCUGGGCCCUCACUGUUCCCUGCUGUAGGGCUGCUGAGAUCUGUUGUGAUUAGUAAAGUCUCUGCAGAGAUGAUUUAGUUUUGCAUUUGUAGAUCGUUUUCCCCCAUGGGGAGGCUCAUCAGUGCUUGUUACGGGUACACAUAAGGAGUUCCCAGAUGUAUGACAUGGUCAUUUCGUGGGUGCUGGGUGGAUUCAGGGGCAGCGCAGUAGUCAGGCUCUGCACAGCCUGUUCAUGCCGGGGCUUGUGCACAGGCUCUUCGUAGCCCCUGUGACUUCAUCAGCAUGCUAACAGGAUCCCAGUGAAAGGAUCCUCUGAGCCGUUCUCACUCAUCAAUGGGGUUACAACAUUGGGGACAGGGACUGGGCUCUACAGGAUUAAAACACUGCCACCUACUGCCAUUCGGAUGGGUGUGCACGAGAACCUCUCCUCACUGCUUCAGUGGCACCGUGUGGGGGACACCUGAGGACUGUUGGAAUACUUUAGGUACCACGUAGCCAGCUCUAGCCCAGAGGGGCUACAGGACCCCAGGAUUGUGUCUGCAGGUUAUAAUUUCAGCUAUGCGGUAACUAACUGAAGAGCCCUUUUUAUAGGAAUCUGGGAUAAAGGGCUCAGGACACCCCAUCAUUGCAAGACGGGUGGAGUGUACUCGGCUUCCACGUACCUGGGGGGCAUGCUGCAUGCACUCAGGUGCUCCUACCUGCUGCCUCUCAGCAGUGGUGUGGGAAGCCAUGGAUACUUCCUGACAGAAUGGUGGUUCUGUCACUGCUCCCACACUUAGUGCCCUGAGGAAACGCCUGCUGUGCUGUACAUGGGCAGGUACAGGUGUGGUUCCACACCAGAGGGUGGGCAGCUCGGGGGUUUUUUGAGGACACGUUUGCAUUUGCCCCAGUUCCCCAAAUUCAUUUCCAAAGAGCAGCAUAUAGUUAGGAGGGUUCUUGCUGUGUCUUUGCCUGAGGGCAGUAUCCUUUGUAAUCUCUAAUGGUGGACAUGGCCAAGCUCAUCCUCCCUGUACCUGACCCAUUAAAAUGGCCCAUGUCUGUUUAUCCUUUGGAAAAUCAUUUGCUGAGUGCCAGAAGAUGCUUAGCCAAGAAUAGGAUGUAACUGGCAUGAAAGGGGCUGCUUUGCUAUAGUGGGGAAAGUGGACCUGGCUUCCCAGCACUCGCUGAUGUAAGUGGGCUCACUGACCCUCAGCCAGGGGGUUUGCUUUGUGCUCUGAUUGAUAAUUGUUGUUUGCAGACUUUGGCCUGUGGGUUGAUCAUAAAUUAUGUCAGCCCCCCUGUUGUGAGACACAUGGCACUUGAGAAUAGUGUCAGGAGUUACAUCCUCUGCUAUCUCGUGCAUGGAUAAAGCUCAACUGAAUACUUCAAGAGGGUCCUAAAGGUGAAGAGGUUUCAAUAACAGCACAUGGUCCCCGGAGCAGCCAGACCAAACCAGGCAACCUGUGUGCUUAAUGCUGUCAAGAAACUCUGCCCCUCUGCCCAGCAGAGCUGGUACAGCAUGGCCUGAUUGUAGCUUCUGGAACUGUCUUUGAGUUAGGUGUGUGAAAUCUCCUGAGAUAACCACGUAUUCCUUAAAUAAACAUGUAUCUU